AACCCUACAGGUCAUAGUUCACUCCAGCUACCUGCUGUUGUGGCUCUAUGGGUAUACAGAAGCAAUGGGGACUGCAUAUCCAUCUUUGUGUAUCAGGAUCAAUAUACCAUGGCUCUAUUGUUACAUGACACACAUCAUAGUUCGCACCAGUACAAGCUACAUGUACAGUGUACAUGUAGUACACCAGCAUAGUACAUGUACUCUGCUGAUAGAGUAACACACAUGACAUAGUACAUUGUUGGUACAGUGACUUUCCUUGCUCUGUGCUCAGUACCCUAAAGAUGGCAGACAUUGCCACAGCUAGGUUAUCUAUUUGAUCUAUGGGUAUUUGCAUUUCCAGUGGUCUAGAUAAUGUGGAGUUAUGUGCAUGCUGCAGCUCUGUGACAUUUGCUACAUCCUGAUCGACAGAUUCACUUGAAGAAGCAUGGCUUCCUGGCUGGUAGUUGUUGCUGCACUGGUAGCCUUUGCUGGCUUGGUCGUGUACCUCAUGGACCAGGUCUACCUAGACGUGAGCGGCCGCUACGUAUUCGUCACCGGCUGCGACUCGGGCUUUGGUAACAUCCUAGCCAAGUACCUGGGCCGGAAGCGGGGCUGUCACGUGAUUGCAGGCUGCCUGACGCAAGCUGGUGUGGAUAACCUCAUGUCCUGUGCCCCCAAGGGGACAGUGACGGCCAUUCAGAUUGAUGUGACCAACACCGAGAGCAUUCUCCGGGCUCGCGACACAGUGACAAAAAUUGUGGCUGGAAAAGGUCUAUGGGGUCUGAUCAACAAUGCUGGUGUGCCUGGUAACCCAGUCCCUUAUCACUGGCUCAAGAAGCGAGAAAUGCAGCACAUUCUGGACGUCAACCUGAUGGGUACCGUGGAGGUCACCAACAUCUUUUUCCCCCUGUUGCGUCAGGCCCAAGGGCGAAUCAUCAACUUGUCCAGUGCCACUGCAGUAUUCCCAAUCAGAGCUGGGGCCUACUCCAUGUCCAAGAUAGGGGUGGAUGCGUUCUCAGACAUAAUGCGCGUCAGCUCCAAAGCAUUCGGUGUGACAGUUCAUAUUCUUGAGCCCGGCUACUUUAGAACAAAUGUUACAUCUGUGGACACGAUCAUACCUGCAAUUGAGAGUGCGUGGAACAGGCUACCACAGCAAGAGAAGGAUAUCUAUGGCCAACAGUAUAUUGAUACAUUGAAGGAAAAGGCAAAGCUCAUCCUGGACACUUCGUCACCAGCCCUCCACCUGGUCACCAAUGCCAUGGAGCACGCCCUCUGUGCCCGAUGGCCCUGGCGACGCUAUCUGCCUGGCAAGGACAUCAAGUUUCUCUACAAGCCCCUCUCCAUGCUGCCGGCCUGGCUGGCCGAUUUCCUCGUUUGCAAGCUUGCUGAAAUCCCUGUGGCUCAACCUAAGCCGACCGCUGUGGUGACUUACGCAGCCGACAAUAACCAUGGUGAUUUGUAAACCACUGUUGCUGUUUUUAUAUCCAUUGGGAUAUAAUGUCUGCCUGUUCACUUGGUUUGGGUGUUUUGUACACUGGAGAACUGCAUCUGACGUUGACAUUACAUGGGGCAUAGUGGUGUGCAUAUAUCAGAUUGGAAAUAGGGCACCCAUUGAAGUAAACCAUGGAUACCAGCAAAAAUACUCAUGAAAGAAGUUUAAGCCCAACAUUCAAAGAGAACAAAAAAACAGUAUGUGCGGUAAACAACACAACUGUCAAUUGCGUCCUCAAAAAGUUCAUCAAAAAUCUUUAUAUAUAUCUGCAUGAAAUCCAUUACAGCAUUUCAUGUAGUGUGCUCUUUUUAAAAACAUUUCCAUACAAAUAUCUCCAAAAAAACUUUCUUCUUUUUAUGACAAGUUUUUAUGGGAAAUGGGCUGCACUCGUGUAGUGGGCCCUACCUUAAAAAUAUUAGGUCUGAGAUGCCCUUUUGAUGCGCGUUGCUUACAAUGUGCACAUCAUAAUGGGUGCAAUAGUAGCACUCUGUAAUAAAAAACUAGGUACUUCCAGUGUCUGUAACCCUCAUUCAUAAAUACCUAAGACAGCUUAGCCAUCCCUAUUGGUUUAGAGCCGUCAUUUGGUAGGUCUUAAAAAGUUGCACUACCUCAAGGGUGUGGGUUGGGGGGGGAAGGGUGUAGAUGCAACCCUCCAUCAGCAGAAGGGAGUUCUGCUUGAGGUGUCAUAUUUUUAUUUUUUAAACCAAACAGCAGUACGUUAUUUUAUUAAAGUGAAAGUAUGUGGGGUUUUGAUACACGAUGACCGAAAAAUAAAAUAGCAAAUACAUGUAUCUGGGG
Messenger RNA from Acanthaster planci (crown-of-thorns starfish), 2269 nucleotides. RefSeq names its product retinol dehydrogenase 7-like. Gene Ontology annotation, molecular function: oxidoreductase activity. Gene Ontology annotation, cellular component: intracellular membrane-bounded organelle. Gene Ontology annotation, biological process: steroid metabolic process. Lineage: Eukaryota; Metazoa; Echinodermata; Asteroidea; Valvatida; Acanthasteridae. The record is from RefSeq and is a predicted model, not a curated record.